This is a messenger RNA of Acanthoscelides obtectus, 4900 nucleotides long. The record is from the annotation of a GenBank genome assembly. Lineage: Eukaryota; Metazoa; Arthropoda; Insecta; Coleoptera; Chrysomelidae.
UCUGGGUACAAUUUGACAACUGACAUUUUCUAUCAAUGACAGGUUAGCUUGUAAAUAUUUGGAUAGACGGAUAGACGCCGGAAACCAAAUAAUUUCCUGUUUAAGUUGCUGUGAUUUGGUAAUGUAGAAAAAAUGGCCACGGAAAACGAGCUGGACUGUGCCGAGCAAUCUUGUAAAAUCCUGGAGCUUCCCCAUUACGUGCUAAGAAUUCUACUAUCGUACCUAGAUUCUACCUCUUUGUAUCAACUGAGCGAAACAUGCAGCUAUCUCAAAGAAGCCGUGGAGGAUCCAGCUUUGUGGAAACACAUAGACGCGAGGAGUGAACCAAAUAGCAGUGCAAAAAUACAUUACGUUACUGAAAGAAUACAUGAACGAACAGCAAAUCUUUUACUGCGUGGAUACAAGAAAUACAGCAGCGUCCCACAAAACUUCUUCGAAAAAAUAAACUUGUAUGAACAUAUAAAAGUGCUAGCGCUAGAAAGCGUUAAACUGUAUGGAUCUAAGGUAUCACUUAAGGAUUUUCCAGGGUGCUUAGAAGAAUUAAGUUUAAAAAGAAGCUAUGUGAAGAGUUCUGUAUAUUUCUUCCAGCAUUCAGCGAAAAGAAUGCAGAAUUUAAGGGUGCUGAUUUUGGAUGAAUGCAGUUGGGUUACCUGUAGUUUUUUAUUAUCUGUAUCUAAAUUCGAGAAUUUAGAGAUAAUCUCGGCAGUAAAAUGUCUGAGAGCUCAUAUGAAUAUGGUGCCAUACCUGAAUGUUGCUAAAUAUGGAUGUAAAAAGCUGAAAAUAUUAGAUUUUAGAUUUACAGGUAUAGGAGGAGAACUGCUAAGAACGUUCUGCUCAAAACACCCUAUCCAACGUAUGUACUUUCAAAGUUACAAAUCUGCCGAAGUGGAUUAUCAGGAAAAUAUGAACAGCAGUCCGAAAAUGUUGAGUAGGAGUUCGGUAAAUGUAAACGCAGAUUUGAAUAUAACUGACAACAGCCUGCGUGAUUACACCCAUACUACACCUGACACUAAUGUGGAACCGAUCACAAAGAGCAUGCUCUAUCAAGACCCGUAUCCAGACUGUCAAUGUGGAUACAAAAAUAGCAAUGAGGAUAGAAUAAUGCCUGAAACGGUAACAUAUUCUCUGGAAGAUGACUAUGACGUUUACGGGCCACCAACCCAUACUACCGCCAAGUUUGUCUGUAAGAAACAUAUGAAGGAUGUGGAAAAAUUGCCGGACGACUUCAAGGAUUUCUUUGUCAUACAUCAACAACAGUUUCAUUCAGACAUAACAUCGGACAUCGACGACAGCGACAGCGAUUCGUCGGAUGGUUCCGACGAUCCCGGUUGCUGCAUCUACGCGAUGGGUACCAAAAUGGUGAUUUUACCGAACGUGCACGAGCCGAACAGCCGAUCGGAGAUGGACCUACCAGGCAGGGACGGUUUCUCGAGGAACUUCGUACCUUUCAACAUAUUCGUGGUGAACCCGUUCGAUCCUAGGAAUAACAGGCAACAGCAGGACGCGGACGAGAGACCAGCUGACGAUAACCCACAACCAGGUCCGUCUCGGGCUGCCGAUGAAAAUUACGAUUGUUGUGCAGCAGACAGUAAAAAACGGAAACACGAUGACAGCGACAGCGACACUGACGAUGAACCCACCCCUCCGAAGAGAAGAGAUCUGAAAGACGGUCUGGAAACGGGCGAGCAUAUACGGAAAAAUGGAGGUUUUAACGAUGAUUACACGAGAUACUGGAUCGAUAGUGAAAAAAGCAAGAAGACUAACGAUUCGAAAAUUGACGGAACAGGACAGAACGAUGAAUGUAAUCAGUAUGAGAGCGACAGCGAUACAGAGGAAAGGCACAAGAGAAAAGGGAGGAGAUUUAGCGGUUCUGAUGAUGAGGAUUGUGGAAAGAAAAGAUUCAGGCUGGGAGCAUCACAAAAUGAUAGAGACAAUGGGAUUGGAGAGCCACAAGAGACUGAAAGAGACAGCGAUGAAGAUGAAAGGCCGUCAACGUCCGGGGUUAAGUCGCCGGAAAGACGUUUGUCAAAUGGGCGAGGCCGUCAGGAAAACGCUAGUCCGGAAAUUAAUGCUGUGCCAGACGGAAUGUUGGACGGUCUGAUGAGGAUUCGUCCACGCAUUCCACCCAACGCACCAUACGUGCGUGUCAAGCAGGUAGAAGACCACCAGUACCCUCCGAUCGAACAGAGGUUCCGUUACGAUGGCUGGCCGUCGCCGAAGAUCUCUCUGCGCAGGAUAUCGCUGAGGGGGUACAAGAAAGUGACGCAUUUCGCGCUGCUCUAUCUGCGGUAUUUGCAGAUCGAGCUGAUCGAUUUGACGUACACGAGCGUCACGAAAAGGGAAAUCGAAAAUUUCCUGCUGUACAAUCCGAACUGUAGGGUGAUCCAUCCGAUGUAUUGUGUCUGUAAGCCGAAGAAUCCGUUUUCAUGAGUGGAUACGGCAAAUCAUUUCGAAAAACGCUAGUCUAGAGAUCCGGUUAUCUGACGGAGACUGAAUCGUUGAGGGUUUCUUUUAGGGACUGACAGAUAUUUUAUCGAUCUUGGUUUAAUCAACUUUUUUGGAGGACAUGCACGUACAUUUCUCCGCUGUAUCCAUUUCCGACGUCAAAAAUAUCAUUUUUUUAAAUACCUUCAAAUGGUCAAGGUCAAACUGAAGGUGAAAUAUCAAGUAUUAGGCAGAAUUUUUUUUUAGAUAUUGAAAUUUAGUUGAAAAUGUUCCGCUUUAGGCAUUUUGUUUAAAGAUAGACUUGACUUUGAAACGUCCUUGAAGGUCAAGGUCAGCGUCAGUUUCGAUCAAACAAAAUCCUACCUUCAACAGUCCAUUUUUUUCUGGCGUUAACAAUGAAGAUGUGCAUCAAAAAUGUUCCUUGGAAACGACCUUGAAUUCAAGGUCAUUGCUGAGGAAAAAUCCUACACGUAUUCCUAAGUUUUUGUUAUUUUUUCUGUGGUUUAUGGUUUAUCAAUUUCCAGCGUCAAAAAUGCCAUUUGAAAAAUAUCCUUGAAAUGAAUAUGAUGUCAAGGUCAAAUAACCAGGAAAAAAACAGGAUCGCCUGAUCCUAAGCAACAGUUUCGAUCAGAUAAAAUUCAGACAUUGAAAAGUGAUUUUUUUUCACAUCAAAAAUAAAAAAAACUCAUAAUAAAGGUUUUCCCUUGAAAACGUCCUUGCAGGUUCUUGAAUUCAAGGACACCGAUCAGAUAGCUCAGGAAAAAUCCUACACAUAUGCCUCGGUUUCUGAUAUCGUUAUUCCGCUCUAUCCAUUUCCAACGUCAAAAAUGAUAUUUAAAAAAAUGACCUUGAAAUAGACAUGAAGUCAAGGUCAAACAGUCAGAAAAAACUAGGAUCGCGUGUGCUUGGACAGAGCUUCUCUUCGAGAUUAUUUCAUAGACCUUGAAAUUUUGUUGGUCGUACGUAAAAUUUUGUGCUCUAGACAUUAAGGCGUCAAUAUUAUUUGAAAAAUAGACUUGACUUUGAAACGUUCUUGUUUAAAAAUAUGCUUGACUUUGAAACGUCCUUGAAGGUCAAGGUCAGCGUCAAACAGUUUCGUUCAAACAAAAUCCUGACCUUCAAAAGUAAAUUUUUUUCUGGGGUUAACAAUAAAGAGGUACAUCAAAAAUGUUCCUUGGAAACGACCUUGAAGGUCCUUGAAUUCAAGGUCAUUGCUAAGGAAAAAUCCUACACGUAUUCCUAAGUUUUUGUUAUUUUUUAUGUGGUUUAUGCUCUAUCGAUUUUCAGCGUCAAAAAUGUAAUUUGAAAAGAAUAUGAUGUCAAGGUCAAAUAACCAGCUAAAAAUUAGGAUCGCCUGUGCUUGUUUAGAACUUCUCUUAGAGAUUAUAUAAUAGACCUUGAAAUAUCGUUGAAAACUUCGCUUAGAAAAUCCUAAGCAACAGUUUCGAUCAGAUAAAAUGCAGACCUUCAAAAGUGAUUUUUUUCUGGCAUCAAAAAUAAAAAAACUCAUAAUAAAGGUUUUGCCUUGAAAGCGUCCUUGGAGGCCCUUGAAUUCAAGGACACCUUUCAGAUAGCUCAGGAAAAAUCCUACACAUAUGCCUCAGUUUCUGAUAUCUUCCGACCUAUCCAUUUCCAACGUCAAAAAUGAUAUUUAAGAAAUGACCUUGAAAUAGACAUGAAGUCAAGGUCAAACAGACAGAAAAAACUAGGAUCGCGUGUGCUUGAAGAGCUUCUCUUCGAGAUUAUUUCAUAGACCUUGAAAUUUUCUUGAAGGUCUUACGUAAAAUGUUGUGCUCUAGACAUUAAUGCGUCAAUAACAUUGUUUAAAAAAAAAAGACUUGACUUUGAAACGUUCUUGAAGGUCAAAGUCAGCGUCAGCCAACCAAAAGUGAUUUUUGUCUGGCAUCAAAAACAAAAAGGUUUUGCCUUGGAGAUCCUUGAAUUUAAAUUCACCUGUCAGAUAGCUGAUGAAAAAUCCUACACAUAUGCAUAUAUUAUUCUAUGGUUUAUAUUCAUUUUAUAUUUUAAGAAAAAUUGACCUUGAAAUGGACGUGAAGGUCAUUAACCAGACAAAAAUUUAGUUUUGCCGAAAAGUUUCCAUCAGAAAAAAAUCUGACAUUUCAAAGUGGAAUUUUUGCUGGCGUCUAAAUGAAAGGAUCAUUAAAGAAAGGUUUUGCCUUGAAAGGACCAUGGAUGUCCUCGAUUUCAAGGUCUCCGUCAGAUCCUACACGGUUUCUAUUAUUAUUUUUUAUGGUUUUCGAUUUUAUUUUUUGAACGCCCUAUAUUUUUGUUUAUAGUCUAGCGAAUUAUGUAGUCGGUAACACGUGGGUAUACGUGUUUUCUUUCUUUUUUGUAUAGUUCCAGUAAUAUUGUUUUUCUACAUAUCUUAAUGUGAUUUUUAUUUCUGUAAUUAAUGUAUCUGUAAAUUAUUUUAAAUUUACGAAAUAAAUGUUUA